AUGAGGUGGACAAGAGAACAGCGUGCAUUUGCAGUGGAAGCGUAUUUUUCGAGCAAUUCAUUUGUAGCGGUGCAACGAGCGUUCCGUGUCCGCUUUGGGAUUCAGCCCAGGGGUUCAGUUCCCGACCGUAAGUCAAUUCUUUUGUGGGUAGAGAACUUCAGAACAACCGGAAAUGUGAUCAAAAAAGGCCCGGGACGACAAAAGACCGUUACAACGCCAGAUAAUGUUGAGGCAGUUCGACAGUCCAUUCUGAGAUCUCCAAGGCGCUCUGCUCGCAAGCAUGCGGCAGCCCUAGGAAUAUCUAACCGAUCAAUGCGUCGAAUACUUCACAAAGAGCUUCACUUUCAUCCAUACAAAAUGGUUGUUGUGCAAGAACUGUUACCCCGUGAUUUUCAUAACCGCGUAACGGCAUGCGAAACUUUAUUGGAAGAUUUACCCCAUGACGCACUGGUUUUCUUUAGUGAUGCAGCACAUUUUCACCUAUCCGGCUGCGUCAAUAAGCAAAAUAUGCGCUAUUGGAGUGACAAUAACCCUCGGGAACUUCAUGAGAGGCCCCUGCACAGUGAUAGAGUGACAGUCUGGUGCGCGAUGUCUAGAAAUGGGAUUAUUGGUCCUUUUUUCUUCGAGGAUGAUAAUGGAGGAGCAGUUACCGUCAAUUCACAGCGGUAUGUGAACAUGUUGCAAACUUUUUUUGCACCACGUCUUGAAGAAAUGGAACGAGAAAAUGUGUGGUUUCAACAGGAUGGUGCAACCGCCCACACAUCCCGUGCUUGUAUGGAAGUUUUAAGGGCAAUGUUCCCCGGGCGACUCAUCUCUCUUCGGGGUGACAUCACCUGGCCAGCGCGCUCGCCUGAUAUAGCCCCCUGCGAUUUUUUUUUGUGGGGAUAUCUAAAAGCGGAGGUUUUUAAACAUCGCCCCACAACCCUUCUGCAGCUAAAAAAUUGUAUUCGGCAAGAAAUAGCUCAAAUUCCACUAGCUAUGUUGGAACGUGUAAUGGGAAGCUUUCAAAAUCGAGUACAACAAUGCAUAGAUAAUGGAGGGCACCAUCUUCAAAACGUUUUGUUUAAAACAAUAUGA
This is a messenger RNA of Sitophilus oryzae (rice weevil), 1077 nucleotides long. RefSeq lists its product as uncharacterized. Bases 1 to 1077 code for a protein of 358 amino acids. Lineage: Eukaryota; Metazoa; Arthropoda; Insecta; Coleoptera; Curculionidae. The record is from RefSeq and is a predicted model, not a curated record. Gene Ontology annotation, molecular function: nucleic acid binding. The transcript has a single exon.